GGCGCCGAGGAUGGCGCUGCUGCCUUUUGCCUUCGAGGAGUCGGUCUUCGAGGACGAGGAGGAGGGCGGCGGGACGUCCAGGACCGGCGGCCCCCUUGCUUCCCACUACAACGCCCGGUGCUGCGAGCCCGAGUGGUUUUGUGAACAGGUAGAAUGCCAGGACGAUCUUGAAAGGAUGAACAUAAAAAAAUUCAGAGGAGAUCUGGCCUAUAAGAAACAAGAAUUUCAGAAAGCCCUUCAGGAAUAUUCCAGUUGCCUUGCCCUUGUACCUUCCAGUAAUAUUGCCAUGAGAAGAGAUUUAAAAGAGAGCCAGGCCCGCUGUUUAGCUCAUCUGGGGAAACAUGAGGAAGCGCUCAGAAUUGCAGAAAACCUGAGAAACGGGGCAACGAAUACCGACCAUCUGACAGCCAUACUUAAUCUGCAAUAUGCCAUUUAUUGCCUUCUGGAGGAUAUUGAGAAUGUAAUUGGGUGCUUGCAAAGACUGAUCUCGUUGCACCCGUUUCAUCCACAAACUUGGAAUUUGCUGGCAAAAACUUACAUGAGUUUGUUGCAAUUUCCGGUCCCCUUGUCUGGAACCAAAGCCCCUCUGUGGCAAGGCAGUGGCUUAAUUGCAGGCAGCUUUGUGUGUCAUCGGACACAGAGCCAGAGGAAGGAUGAUCCUUUGUUGUGUACCAUCCACACAACCGAUAGCUUUGGAUCUUGUGUGGAAUCGCAAAGUGUGCAGAGACCUGUUUGUAUCCCGGGAAAUUCAGGGCCAGGAUCCACAACCAAGAGAGCUUCUUUAGGGGAUCGAAGAUUGAAAGACAUUUGUGUCUAUGCGUGUGCCUCUUUUGUUAGAGCCAGGCUUUUGUUUCAGCUUAUGCAGUUGACUCAGUCUUCUUUUGCUUUAGAGAAUAACUUGAAAACGCAACAGGAAAUUGAAGACAAAAUUAGAUUUUUUGAAUUGGAGGCAGACAACUUUUCCUUGAUGACUGAGGUUAUGGGAGAGGAUCUUGUCCCGGAAAAGCUGAAAGGAGAAGCUCAGGAAGAGGUGAAAUGCUUCCCUGCUGAAGCCUUGCCAUCUGUCAUGACUGCAUCCACCUUGGAGUUUGAAAGAAAAUGGUUCCAGAAGCUCCAAGGCUGCUUUCCUCACAUGGACUGCCCGACAUAACUGCACUGAAAGCGCUUCUUCAGUUUUUCAGUUCUGCUUAUCCCAUCUGUAUUUUAAUGGAACUGGAAGGGACUUUGGAGGUCUUCUAGUCCAACCCCCUGCUAUGCCAUUUCAGACAAAGGGUUUAGCUUGCCAAGAGAACACGGGAACAGGAACUGAGAUUUUCAUUGUUGCACAUGCAGUUCGCACUGGAGUGUUUUUACCAUUGAAAAGGAUGAGCCACUUCAUUUGAAAAUCACCUUAACAUCUGGCUCUUCUUCUACCUCAGGGGUAGAAGAAACUUGAUUUCAUUGAGGGCAACAUCAGGAUUGUAUUUGACCUCGGAGGGGCGUGGCCGGGAUGGGUGUGGCUGGGAUAGGCAUGGCUGAGAUGGAUGUGGCCAGCUUGAUGUCACUCAUUGAG
Molecule: messenger RNA, 1552 nt
Organism: Notechis scutatus (mainland tiger snake)
Lineage: Eukaryota; Metazoa; Chordata; Lepidosauria; Squamata; Elapidae
Gene: C3H8orf76
Product: chromosome 3 C8orf76 homolog
Molecular function (GO): protein binding
Source: RefSeq, a predicted model, not a curated record